Messenger RNA from Durusdinium trenchii, 1563 nucleotides. Lineage: Eukaryota; Dinophyceae; Suessiales; Symbiodiniaceae. The record is from the annotation of a GenBank genome assembly.
AUGCGGAGGUUGCCAUACAACAAGGUUUUGCGCCAAGCUCCUUUCCAUUCGGUAGGGGUGCUUUCUGCCGGGGUCACGAGAGAAGAGAUCUUCGUGAAACACAGAGAUCGACACUGUGCACACUCUGCACUUUUGUGGCAGCCUGCCGCUGGCGAGCUCAGGCUCGGAAAGCUGGCAGCGCCAGUGGCUCUUCACCGCUCAACCUGGGGAAAAGUCGUCCAAAGGAGAAGAUUGACUCUGGCAGCUGGGUGCUGCCGAGCGUGGACAAAGAUGUGGAUGAGUACUUCGCUGGACGAGCGCCUACCUAUGCCUGGGUGCAGACCAGUGAAACCCUGUACGUCUUUGCUCCACUGGAGGCAAAACGACAGCAAGGAGGCUGCCCACGGAGAGGAACUUGAUGCUCCGAAUGUGACAUUAGACCUCCAGCAGGAAGGCACCAUCAUCAGGCUUAUCGUGGGAGGGCAAACAAUUCUCAAUGGACGUUUGGCGCAUCAGAUCAAACCUGGCGAGCAGAUUUGGAUGGUUGAGGAAGCCUCAGACGGCAAAGACUUUGUUGUGUGCGAGCUCGACAAGCUGACACCUGGCGUCAACUGGGCAUCAGUGAUGGAACCUGAGGUCGAAGCAGUUGCUGAUUAUGCCCGUGCUGUAGUAGAGAUGCCAGAAAUUUUGACGGAAGAGGAGGAAAGAUUGGUAGAUGAAACCUUGCAUCACUUGCAGAGAACGCAUCGGACUUUGAGACCUGUGGAAGGCAGAGCCGCUUCAAUUGGAGAUGUCGUGACUGUGGACAUGCAGGGCUAUGAGCUGCAGCCAGAUGGAAGCCGUGGCAAUCCACUGGAGAUUGGAUCAGCCACUGGCCUGGACAUCGAGUUGGGCUCCGGUGCUUUCUCAAGACAGGUGGAGGCCAAUCUCGAAGGAAUUCAAGUCGGUGAGUCGCGAGAUGUGCAGGUCACCCUGGGUCAACGAGCUGGUGGUCUUGGCGGGUCAUCAAUCAUUUGCGCCGUCACUUGCCAAGCGCUUCAGGAGCAACAGCUUCCUGAACUAUCAGAUGAGUUUGCCAAAGUUGUAAAGCGCCAAGACCUCUUCAAGCAGGCUGGUACUGCAGAAGGCAUACCAGAGGAAGAAGAAGGGGUGGCAGAGAGCUUCACGAUGGCGGACCUGCGGGCAGAGAUUGUGCAAGAAGUGCGCCAAGCGGCUCAGACACAGUCCAAUAGCAACGUCGAUGCCCAGCUUCGAUCACAUUUGCGCCAAGCUAUUAAGGUGAGAUGCCACUGGGCCGAGCUGGGUUCGCAAGAAGCUGUACUAGAAGAGGAGCUGUUCGUGAGGGUCCGCUUCGUGGCUGAGCGUGAGGGUCUCAUGUCUUACAUUGACAUGGACGCAGUGGAUCGACAAGCCUGGGACAAGCUGGGGGAGCCAGAUGAUGGCGAAAGUUUAAAGCAAGUUGGCAAAGAUCCAGCACGAGAGUAUCAGGAUGCCCACACCGUGGUCUUUCGAGAGCAUCUUAUGAAUGAGGUCUUGCACUGGCUGCGGCAACAAAUGGAAAUCGUUGUGGAGGAAGGGCAAUGA